Molecule: messenger RNA, 2965 nt
Organism: Cuscuta europaea
Lineage: Eukaryota; Viridiplantae; Streptophyta; Magnoliopsida; Solanales; Convolvulaceae
Source: the annotation of a GenBank genome assembly
CGCGGAUUAUAUUCAAACCCCACAUUUCAAAUCAUUGGUUCCAUUAAUUAUCACAUUAUUCUAUCUGUCAAAUUCAAGACUAACUCAACGAACUACGUUCUUGGCUCGUUUUUCUUCAUUUUCUCUUUCAGUCAAAUCAAAAGGCAGUAGUGAUUACUGAUUACAAUAAUUACGUCCCACCAGCAGUGGUAGCAAUUCAAGAAGAAAUUUGGGGUCUUCUUCCUUGAUCACCAGGCAGGAAAAAGCAGCAUAAAGCCUAUACGGAGUACUAUAUUAUUAUAUAAUCACAGAUACAAAGAGCUUUCUGUUUCUUUUCAUACCCAGUAGAAAAUCAUACAAAACAAAUAUAUAUGUUGAAAUAGUGUGAGUGUAUUUUAUAUACAUAAAUAGAUAAUUUUUUCCCCACCAUGUACAAAGAACCAUUAGCAGGAGACUCUCUUGAUGCCCUUGGAUCAUAUGUCGAGUAUGAUCCCACUGGCCGUUAUGCUCGUUUGGAUGAACUGUUAGGAAGAGGGGCAAUGAAAAAGGUGUACAAGGCAAUAGAUAUGGUGGUUGGGAUGGAAGUGGGUUGGAGCCAAAUCAAGCUCAAUGAUUUGCUUCAUUCACCUAAUGAUUUGCAGAGGCUUUACUCUGAGGUCCAUCUUUUGAGCACUCUCAACCAUGAUUCCAUCAUCAAGUUCUAUACUUCUUGGAUUGAUGUUCCAAACAAGACCUUCAAUUUCAUCACUGAGAUGUUCACUUCCGGUUCCCUCCGAGGCUGAUUUAACCGAUGAUUUGCAUACGCGGUUGGAUCAUAAGAUCAUCGAGAGGCAUAAAGAUGUGUCUUAUGAUGGGGUGGUGCAGAUACAGGAAGAAGUAUAAGCAAGUAGGGAUAGGAGCCAUAAAGAUAUGGGCGCGUCAAAUUCUGAGAGGCCUCAUUUUCUUGCACGGCCAUGACCCUCCGGUGAUCCACAGAGACCUCAAGUGUGACAAUAUUUUUGUCAAUGGCCAUCUAGGACAAGUCAAGAUUGGCGACCUUGGCCUUGCAGCAAUCCUUCAUGGAUCCCCCACGGCACAUAGCGUUAUAGGAACACCGGAGUUCAUGGCACCAGAGCUAUACGAGGAGAAUUACAAUGAGCUUGUGGAUGUAUACUCUUUCGGCUUGUGUAUUUUGGAGAUGCUCACAGGCGAGUAUCCAUACAGCGAGUGCGACAAUCCUGCUCAAAUUUACAAGAAAGUGACAUCGGGUAAAAAGCCAAGGGCGUUUUACAAGGUUGAAGACUUAGAAGCACAGCAAUUCAUUGCGAAGUGUUUGGAACCUGUUUCAAAGAGAUUAUCAGCUAAGGAACUGAUUCUGGACCCAUUUCUUGCCUCAGAUGAUUUUAAAGGAAUGCCAAUGACAAUAGCUGCCUGUCAAAAGCCUUUUCUGAAUGACACCAUUGGAAUGGAGGACCUAAAUUUGAACGAUGGCGUGCCAUCAACCAGCAUGACUAUCACAGGGAAGUUGAAUCCUGAAGAUGAUACCAUCAUUCUUAAGGUGCAGAUUGUUGACAAACAAGGGUCCGUUUGGGAAAAUGCUAGGGGAAGAAAAUGAAGAGGAAAAAAAAGAAAACACAAUUGUUUGCACUUUUUCACCCUUUCCAUACCAUUUUCCAUGUUCGAAACGCAGUCUUAUGAGUUGAGCUUCUCCCCUUUGGUUCUGAAAUUCUGAUGUUGUGACAUUCCAGGGGGGGUUAGAAAUGUGUAUUUUCCAUUUGACAUUUUAAGCGACACACCAACCGAAGUUGCAAACGAAAUGGUGAAGGAAUUAGAGUUUACAGAUUGGAAGCCGUCUGAAAUUGCAAAUAUGAUUGAUGGAGAGAUUACAGGCUUAGUGCCUCAGUGGAGGAAAUGGAAUCAAUUUGAGUCUGCUGAUCAUCACAAUGUGCUCAAUUACAAGGACGAUGACAACGAUUACCACCAUCCGUUCUGGUCAGUAUCAUCUAGUGCUUCAUCCCAAGGGUCAGUUUCAGGUGUGAUCAUUUCUCAAGAGAUGGAAGGGAAAAGCCACCACCUAUGGUUUAGAGAUGAAAUGUAUGACGAAACAACGUCGCAGAGCUCAUCACACUCAGGAAACUAUUCAAACCUGAAUUACCAAUCAGGAGAGGAGAGCAAUCAAAGUUUGAGCCCGAGAAGACGGAACCAGCAGCAGGAAGCCAACAACAUUGCUUCUGCUAUCGUAACUCAUCAGAGCCAAACCAGAUUUUUCCCUGGAGAAAGCUCCAACCCUCAUAGACAAUGCAAUGAGAUGGCCGAACCGAAGAAAGACAAGCGGAGGUUGACGCGGAACCGGUCGCUCGUCGACAUGCGAAGCCAGUUGCUGCACCGGUCAUUGAUGGAGGAGGUCAACAAGAGGCGAAUGUUUAAGACCGUUGGAGCGGUGGAGAAUAUCGGAUUCGAAGCACCUUGUGAGGAGGCGCCCAGAAAGCAGGGCUCUAGCCACGGCGGCAGUAAAGCCAGCCAUGGCCAUAAACCAUGGCUGAACUAGACGAAAGCCUUGGCUUGAUUUGAUAUUCGCCCGCCAGGCCAAGUGGUAAAUCGUCAUCAGAGACUGAUUAAUUAAUUAUUAAAAAGGAUGACACCCCAUCCUUGAGGAUCUCAUUACCGGCUGAACAGUUCACUGGAAGGAUGAGAUUGCUUAAUUAUUGUAUUGCAAUAUUGUCAUGUCCAAACUAUUUUGUAAAAUUUGUAUCCAAAAUCGGGAUGUGUUAUACGUAGCCAUGGGUCAUGAGUGUGAAUCAACAUAGUUCUUAGGCUCUUAGCUUUGUUAUAGUCAUAUUCUAAGCAACCCCAUAAAGGGUGUGUAAUGAAUACUUCUUCACCUUCAAGUAGUGCAUAAACAGAGUAAAAAUGUAUUGUAGGUAAAGGUCCAUUUCAGAUUUUCAGGGAGUCAAAGUUAAUAGCCCGGUUUGAUUUUGAGUUUCAAAAAAUGGUCUUUUUUCAUGAA